Sphaeroforma arctica JP610 is the source of this 355-nucleotide messenger RNA. RefSeq lists its product as hypothetical. The record is from RefSeq and is a predicted model, not a curated record. The transcript is spliced from 2 exons. The annotation marks the transcript as partial. Lineage: Eukaryota; Ichthyosporea; Ichthyophonida.
AGAAAGACAACCAUUCGUUGCACCAAGAUAUCACCAAAUACGCCAGUAGCUCCACUCCCGUUUCGCCGCGGACAGCUGCACUCAGCAAAGACGGGAAAUUUAAAAAUAGAUCAAGCUUCACGGUUGAGGAAUUCAGUCAAGAUGCCUUCCAGGAUCUCGACCGCACCCGUUCAUCGCUAGACCUCGCCGAUCUCGAGCGCAAACUGGUCACAAACGACUCACACGUCGUCAACAGAUCCCGAGGACUGUCUACAAGUCAAGAGAACCAGCCCAUGCCACCCCCCACCUCCACCCCAUACAAAGCACAGGACGAGACGAUCCACGAGACAGUCAGCCGGAAGACCUCCACGUCAUC